UGUAAGUGGGUGGGAGCAGUUGGCAGUGUCUCUUAGAUACAUGAAGGACAACAAGGCAGAAGAGAAGUUGAUUAAGUUCAUUGCUUGCAGCUUUGGGACAGGUAGUAGCAUCUGUGCUGAGAUACGGAAUGCCUUGAGGCAGCUUGGUCUUGAUGAAACACGUUGUCGAGCCCAGGCCUAUGAUGGUGCUGGUGCUAUGUCUGGCCACCUUAACGGUUGCCAGAAGAAUUUUCGAGACCAUGUACCCCGGGCACAGUACUAUCACUGCUGCAGUCACCAACUGAACUUGGCGUUGACAAAGUCUUGUAAUGUGUCUGAAGUUCACUGCAUGCUUUCCGACUUGAAGGCUGUUGGGCUCUUCUUCAAGUACUCCCCAAAACGGCAACGAACAUUAGAGCAGAGUGUUGAACAAGAAAACACCAAGCGGACAUCUGCCGGUGAAAAGCCAAUCAGAGCUCAGAAGCUAAAGCUACUGUGUGAAACUCGCUGGGUAGAACGGCAUACUGCCUUAAAAGACUUCAGAGAUAUGUACUUUGCCUUAGUCCACUGCCUCCAAGUUAUUUCAGGCCAGAUCAUUGCCACUCCAACUGCUGCCUCUAAGUACGAUGCGAAGUCUGUCACUGAGGCAAAUGGCCUCCCCCGCUCGAUAACGUCAGAUUCAUUCAUCGUAGCUCUGCACUGCUGCACAUAUCUGUUCGGUUACACAAAGUGUCUGAGUGUUCUACUGCAAGGAUCGCAAUUGGAUGUGCUGGAGGCAUAUGGUGAAAUCAACCAAGUUCUAGGUCUGUUAGAAGAGAUCAGAAGUAACAGUGAGAGAGAAUUCUCUUCAAUUUUCGCCUCUGCAUCAGCAGUUACAUCCCGUGUCUUAGACCAAGACCAUCCACAAGUUCCUCGCUUAGCUGCACGACAGACACUACGCAGCAAUCAUCCUGCAUCAACUCCAGAGAGCUACUGGCGGAGAGCUGUCUUCAUUCCAUUCAUUGACAGCAUGAUCAGUGAACUUGGCAGUAGGUUCACUGGCAUGAGCCAUGCAUCAGUGCAAGGACUGCUGCUCCUGCCAAAACACUGCCAGAGCCUCACUCCUCACCACCAGGCAGCUAUCCUGAAGACUUAUGCUCCAGAUUUGCCUGAUGACCCAACUUUCGAGGCCGAGAUACGCCGAUGGAAGAGGAAGUGGGAGUAUGCAGGUGCUGCUACCUUACCAACCAGUGUUACAGAGACGCUGGGUGCUGUGAAUGAAGUGGCAUAUCCCAACAUUGUCUGCAUUCUUCCCCUGUUGUUGAUAAUACCCGUCACCACAGCCACAGUUGAAAGAGCGAACUGUGCACUAAAGCUGAUCAAAACAGACCUGCGGAGCACGAUGGCACAAGACAGGCUAAAUGCGCUAGUGCUCAUGUUUGUCCACAAGGACUUGUCUGUCAACCAUGAGCGUGUGAUAGACUCUUUUGCGAAGGCAUAUCCGAGACGCUUGCUGUUCCUGGAUCCAACUGCUACAACAGAAGAAGCACAAUCACAGUGA
Corticium candelabrum is the source of this 1519-nucleotide messenger RNA. RefSeq names its product 52 kDa repressor of the inhibitor of the protein kinase-like. The record is from RefSeq and is a predicted model, not a curated record. The transcript has a single exon. The coding region runs from base 41 to 1519 and encodes 492 amino acids. Gene Ontology annotation, molecular function: protein dimerization activity. NCBI's taxonomy places the organism in Eukaryota, Metazoa, Porifera, Homoscleromorpha, Homosclerophorida, Plakinidae.